This is a messenger RNA of Actinia tenebrosa (Australian red waratah sea anemone), 2865 nucleotides long. RefSeq names its product TNF receptor-associated factor 2. Gene Ontology annotation, biological process: regulation of apoptotic process; signal transduction; regulation of canonical NF-kappaB signal transduction. The record is from RefSeq and is a predicted model, not a curated record. Gene Ontology annotation, cellular component: plasma membrane signaling receptor complex; cytoplasmic side of plasma membrane. Gene Ontology annotation, molecular function: zinc ion binding; tumor necrosis factor receptor binding. Lineage: Eukaryota; Metazoa; Cnidaria; Anthozoa; Actiniaria; Actiniidae.
AAAGUGACGAGAGUGGACAAUCUAACUGAAUAUAAUAGCAAGUAGCCGUGGGUUCUUGCCAGUGCAAAUCCACAUUAUACUUCGGUCAGGCUUUAGCUAGCCUAAUAACAGGCAAUGAUUCACCAUUUUUAAGCUCGAACUCGAUAGCAAACCGAAAUAACCAACAAUGGCGUUCAUAACAAGCGUUCAUCGUAAAUCAAGGAGUAGGUUCUAGCUAGAUAAGCAGCCUGUCAACAUGCCUGGAUUCGACUUGAACGACAGCGAUCUUGUGAACAUUCCGGAAAAAUACUUCUGUUCGUCAUGCAAUAAGGUCCUAAAUGAUCCUGUACAGACAAAAUGCGGACAUUUCUACUGCAGAUCGUGUAUCGAUGACUUGAGAGACAGGUCAGAUCGCAGUUUACGAUGCAAAAUAGAUAAUACUUGGCUCGUAGAAAAUGAGAUUUUUCCUGACAAAUGUGUUUCGCGCGAGGUCAACGAGUUGAAUGUCAGUUGUCCCCAAAAGCCGUGCAUGUGGCGUGGAAAACUGAAAAACCUACAGGAGCACUUCUGGGUAUGUGUCUAUAUUCUGAUGCCAUUUAUGUCUGAUGGCAGUGAAAUGCCUCGACAAACAGAGGUUGACGGCCAUCUUGAAGAAUGCAGAGGAGUAAAUAAAGCAAGAAAAGACGAGGCAUCAUUAACUAUGCUCUCGUCACUGUGCUCAUUCUCUGAUCUAUCUUCUUUGAGAGGCCCACAUGGUGGCUGUUUCUUUGAGCGUAUUGGAUGUAAAAUACCGAAAACAUUAACRGUGAAACAACUAAGAGAACACAACUUGAGAUCCGUUAAGCACCACAUCAGCUUACUGAUUGACUACGUCCUAAACCAAGAGCAAAAUCUACAGAGAAUCUUGACUCAAAACCUUGAAACUUUAAAGAGGCAAGUCAGCGACCAGGCAGAGAAAAUUUUACAUYUAGAAAACGUAACGAGAGGAUUGUGGGGUUUUGACUUGGAAGCUAUGCUUAGGAGACUAAUAAACGCAGAAAACAUGAACGCUGAUUUUGGAGUUCUAAUAGUAGAACUCAAUACCAAUAUUGAAGAUCUUCGUAAAAAAYAUUUGAAGUUAGAGAAGCAACAAGAAAAUCAUYUUCGAACUACAAACGAACUAAAGGCAAAGGUAGAUCGUGAACUUCAGUCUCCAGGACUUCGRAAUAGCGCUCCGUUGAGCGUGGAUGAACAAUUUCAGUUGCUCUCCAUGUCUUCGUUUGAUGGGGUUCUKUUAUGGAAGAUUACUGAUGUUCAACGCARGAGAAAUGAGGCUAUGACAAACAGAACCGCAUCGAUUUGCAGCCCACCUUUUUAUACUGAUCGWUAUGGSUAUAAAAUGUGCCUUCGUCUAUACUUUAAUGGCGAUGGCCUUGGAAGAGGCCAGUACCUUUCGCUAUUCUUUGUCAUAAUGCGAGGUGAAUACGAUGCCUUACUCCGUUGGCCGUUUCGUAACAAAGUCACAAUGAUGCUGUUGGACCAGAACCACGUGGAACACGUCAUCGACGCCUUUAAACCUGAUCCAAGCAGCUCUUCCUUCCAGAGACCGAGGAAUGCGAUGAACAUCGCAAGUGGAUGUCCCAUGUUUUGUCCGCUGGCYGAUCUUGAUAACCACGCAUAUAUCAAGGACGACACCAUGUUUGUCAAAGUCAUUGUCGAUACAUCAGACUGCCUCUAAGUUGUCUAGCUAUAUAUGCACUCUAGCUUAAUGAGCUUGACGACACUAGACUACCCACCACAGGACGCCUACCAAAUGUUUUUCCAGAGAACCUCAUUUCGACAGUGAUGAGGGGACUAUGAUGUCUCACACGGUUAAGAAGACCUCGUUUUAGAGAUCAAAGGAUCGAAGUGAAAACUCUCGUAAGCAGACAGACCUGAUAUCACGUACAUCUUUCAAAAAUCUCGUUUUUCCUCCCAGACCAGUACAUUUUUUUCUGAAUUAAUCAGUUUUAGAAAAUGUUCUCGUAAGCGCACACUGACCCCAUUUUAUGCUAUGUCCGCUUACGAGAACUCUUAUCAUAGGCAGACAGCACUACAAUUAACCUCACGCGAGAGGGCCCUGGGAACGACAAUGCUCUACUAACGGAAUUUUUUUCAGAUAUGAUAUAAAUAUAGCACCCGUAGUAAAAACUUCGUGAGCACAUUACGCUAAACAAGUUGUAGGGAGCGUAGUUCUCCUCAAUUAAUUAUGUAGGGAGUGAGCUAACAUGUUCCCUUAGUAUAUAUUGCUGUAAAAACUGCGUGUAUCAAGGCAUAGAGGGGUCAUAUCGAUCUAUGUCUAUACAUAUCUGUACCCACUUUUGGCCAGCUUUGUGUGGGCGAACUUGAAGCUUCUGGAAAUUUUAUUUCCGGCUUAAGCAUUGAUGUAAGCUUGAUCUUUUAGGAAAGUUGCUAGUGGUUUAAUCUUCUUUACCCGAUUAUUUCAGUUUCGUCGUUUUAGAGUGAAGUCAUUAAACCCGUGAAAUAGACAUUAGACUAAUACACAUUAAUAGACCCUAAUUCCACUGUUUUCUUUUGUGUCUAUUUGACUAUUACAAGUUGAUUAGUAUUCAUUAAACCCGUGCAAUAGAUAUUAGACUAAUACACAUUAGUAGACCCUAAUUCCACUGUUUUCUUUUGUGUCUAUUUGACUAUUACGCGUUGAUUGGUAUUCAUUAAACCAAUUAAAUAGAUAUUAGACUAAUACACUUUAGUAGACCCUAAUUCCACUGUUUUCUUUAGUGUCUAUUUGACUAUUACAUGUUGAUAAGUUUUUUUUAUUUCACUUCACUUUUGCCUUCACUCUAAUAAUGAAARUACAAGUUGUGUAAUCUUUUGUUGCAAAUAAAUUAUCGCAUCGAUAUGAAA